AACAGAAAAUAGAAGACGAAAAACCCUAGAGAGAUAGAGGAGAAACAUCAAGUUUAGAGAGAGAAAGCGUUAAAAGCAGAAACUUGACUAACAAAGGUGAUGAAGAGUACUGCUCUUUCAUUUCUGACGCCGGCUUCUUCUUCCUCUUCUUCCCACUUUCUCUCUCUACACCAUUUUUCUCUCUCUACCUCUGCUCCUCUCUCCUCUUCCGGUUUUCUAAGGAGAACAAGUAAGAGGGUUUUGAUUGCUAAUAGAAUACAAGCUUUAUCAACAAUGGCAGCUGAAGAUGGUGCUGGGAAUGUGAAACGGCAGUUAGCCAAAGUGUUUGAGAGAUCGCUUCGGGCCACUGUCCCGAGUGAGGCCGAUAUCGAGCCGAUUAUUACUGUUGGUACUGGAAAUUUUGGUGAUUAUCAAUGUAAUAAUGCAAUGGGUGUGUUUUCCAAGAUUAAGGGGAAGAAUACUGAAUUUAAGAACCCCAGAUCGGUUGGCGAGGCUAUCAUAAAAAACUUACCUGAAUCCGAGUUGAUAGAGAGUUGCUCUGUUGCGGGACCUGGGUUUGUGAACAUUGUUUUGUCGAAGUCAUGGUUAGCAAAGAGCAUCCAAAACAUGCUUGCAGAAGGUAUUGAGACAUGGGCUCCAAAGUUGCCAAUUAAAAGAGCUGUAGUAGACUUCUCUUCACCCAAUAUCGCAAAGGAGAUGCAUGUUGGGCACUUGAGGUCAACCAUCAUCGGAGAUACACUGGCCCGUAUGCUAGAGUUUUCUGGUGUAGAAGUUCUUCGGAGAAACCAUGUUGGUGAUUGGGGUACACAGUUUGGUAUGCUGAUUGAGUUCUUGUUUGAACAAUUUCCACAAUGGAAAAAUGAAAAUGAACUUCCAAUCAAAGAUCUUGAGGGCUUCUACAAGCAAUCAAAGAAGAGAUUUGAUGAUGACCCCGAGUUCAAGGAAAGGGCACAAAAGGCUGUGGUGAGCCUUCAGGGUGGGGAUUCCAAGUAUCGUGAAGCAUGGGCAAAAAUUUGUGAAAUUAGUCGCAGGGAAUUUCAGAAGGUCUAUGUACGCCUCGGAGUACAGUUAGAAGAAAAGGGAGAAAGCUUCUAUAAUCCAUAUAUACCAAAAGUUUUGGAGAUUUUGAGGAGUAAAGGUUUAGUUGAACCAAGUGAGGGUGCUGAGGUUAUAUUUAUUGAAGGCAAACAGAUACCUCUCAUAGUUGUGAAGAGAGAUGGAGGUUUCAAUUAUGCCUCCACUGACUUAACAGCUCUCUGGUACCGCCUUAAUGAAGAAAAAGCCGAAUGGAUAAUAUAUGUAACCGAUGUUGGUCAGCGUGAGCACUUUGAAAUGUUCUUCCAUGCUGCAAAGCUUGCUGGCUGGCUUCCAAGCGGUGACAAUAAGUACCCCAAAGUUAAUCAUGUUGGCUUUGGUCUUGUCCUAGGAGAUAAUGGAAAGCGUUUCCGAACUCGAAGCACCGAAGUAGUCCGUUUGGUUGAUUUACUAGAUGAGGCCAAAGAUCGGAGUAAAGAAGCUCUUAUUGAGCGAGGUAAAGAUAAGGAGUGGUCUGAGGAGCAAUUGUUGCAAACUGCAGAAGCUGUUGGUUAUGGGGCGGUUAAGUAUGCUGACCUGAAGAACAACAGACUCACUAACUAUACCUUUAACUUUGAUCAGAUGCUUAGUGAUAAGGGAAAUACAGCUGUCUAUUUACUCUAUGCCCAUGCUCGAAUUUGUUCAAUUAUUCGGAAGUCUGGUAAAGACAUCGAGGAGCUGAAGAAGAAUGAGGAAGUUGUUUUGGAUCACUCUGAUGAGCGUGCUUUGGGUCUUCAUUUGCUUCAUUUUUCUGAGAUUGUUGAAGAAGCCUGUACCAAUCUCUUGCCAAACGUGAUAUGUGAGUACUUGUAUAACUUGUCAGAGUUCUUCACAAAGUUCUACUCCAAUUGUCAGGUGGUUGGCUCACCGGAAGAAACAAGCAGGCUCUUGUUGUGUGAAGCGACUGCUGUGGUCAUGAGAAAAUGCUUUAAGCUUCUUGGAAUCACUCCCGUCUACCAGAUAUGACAAAUUAUUGUAGUUCUUGAUGUAUUUUUAGAGGGCAUCAACAUUUUUGGAGUUUGUUCUUGACUUGAUUGUCACGUUGUUAUAGUGUACACUGAGAAAUACUCAUUCAAGAGUUCAAAAGGAAAUGAUCCUUCUCUUGCAGUGCUUUGAAUUUGUUCAUGGCAGAUUCCUAUAUUUUGCAAAAUUGGCUAUAUUUGCACAAAUUUCUUAAUUAUAUAAUAAAAGGCUUCCCUCUCA
Molecule: messenger RNA, 2277 nt
Organism: Chenopodium quinoa (quinoa)
Lineage: Eukaryota; Viridiplantae; Streptophyta; Magnoliopsida; Caryophyllales; Amaranthaceae
Product: arginine--tRNA ligase, chloroplastic/mitochondrial-like
Exons: 18
Coding region: 100-2040 (646 amino acids)
Biological process (GO): arginyl-tRNA aminoacylation
Cellular component (GO): cytoplasm
Molecular function (GO): ATP binding; arginine-tRNA ligase activity
Source: RefSeq, a predicted model, not a curated record